AUGAAUAGUUCAAUUCUCUCUCUUUGCAAACAAAUCACACAAGAAUGUUACGAACAUCCAUUGAUGAUAUACUUUAGUAAGCUUAAUAAAGACGAAGUUCCAAAUUAUGAUAAAUACGUUUCAAUGCCUAUGGAUUUUGAAACAAUUCGAACAAGAUUAUCAGACGGAACAUACAAAACCAUGACAGAAUGGUAUAGAGACAUGGCUCUUGUUUUUGAGAACGCAAUGAAAUAUCAUCCAGAAGAUUCUGUUUGGUACAAAAUUGCUGAAUAUGAUCUAUCAAUUUUCAAGAAAAAGGCCGAUGUUCUCAUGUCACAAGAUCCACAAUUAAUUUACGAUAGAAUGAAUUCUGCUUUCAAACAAUUUACAGAAUUACUUACAAAAUCUCCUGUACCACAAGGAAUAGAUCCUCUUGUGCUAUCAGCGAUUAAAAAGGGCUCAGAAUCUCCACAAAUUAAUCAAAAGAUUUUGGACGAGUUGUUGGAACGCUUGAAUUCACUAAUAAAUGAUAAACAAUACAGAAAAGAAAUCUACAUCAUUAUCAAAGAAAUGCAGCCAGAUUUGGAAAUAAAUUCAGAAAAAUCAGAAAUUGAUAUAGAUUCUCUACAGCCAACCACAAUAAAUGCACUACAUUUUUACGUCUGUGCUAAGCCACAAUAA
Messenger RNA from Trichomonas vaginalis G3, 660 nucleotides. RefSeq names its product chromatin organization. Gene Ontology annotation, molecular function: protein binding. Bases 1 to 660 code for a protein of 219 amino acids. Lineage: Eukaryota; Parabasalia; Trichomonadida; Trichomonadidae. The transcript has a single exon. The record is from RefSeq and is a predicted model, not a curated record.